AUGUGGACCUCUGUGCGCCUUCUCCUGUUGUCAACCCUACUCACUGGAAAGACAGUUGCUGAACGCUGCCCACAAAUCUGCCUCUGCGACAGCAUCAGGCAUCAAGUCAUGUGCUUGAACAAGAACCUCACCGAGGUGCCCAUUAACAUCCCUCAGGUCACUCAAAGACUUGACCUCCGGGGUAAUGAAAUCAAAGUCAUCCCUGCAGGAACUUUCUUGCCUAUUCCAUACCUCACCCACAUGAAACUUCAGAGAUGCAAGGUGGAAAGCAUUGAGGAAGGGGCUUUCAGGGGAUUGGGACGGCUUGUCUACCUCAAUUUGGCUUCCAACAAUAUAGCAUUCAUCUAUCAAGAGUCUCUAGAUGGCCUCUCCUCCCUCCGGCAGCUUAUCCUAGAAAAUAAUAGCAUUGAGGAAAUAAAGCCAGGGGCUUUUAGUCAACUGGGCUUCCUCACCUUUCUUAACCUGGCCAGAAACUCCUUGGUUUACCUACCAGACAUGGUCUUCCAGGGACUUCAGUUGAUCAAGUGGAUUAAUUUGUCCCAUAACUCACUCAAUGUGCUUGCCAACGAGGCCUUUGGUGGAUUAUCGACCCUUAGGAGGCUAAGCCUAGAUCACAAUGAACUUCAGUUCCUUCCUAACGAGGCACUCUCUAGAUUGUCUGGCACAGCCCAGCUAGACCUCGGACAUAAUCCAAUCACUUAUAUUGGUGAGGAGGCCAUUGAGAUGGCAUCCCUGAAACAGCUCUUCUUGGACAACAUGGCCCUUCAGGAGGUCUCACACAGAGCUUUUGUCAAGAGCCCCCUGCUGCACACUCUUGACCUGCAUAACAACCAGCUGUCCGUGUUGCAGUCACAGACGGAGAUGGCCCACCUCAAAAAAAUCGACCUAACAGGGAACCCUGUCCUUUGCACUUGUGAAAUGCGCCCCUUCAAGGAGUGGGCUGCGAAAGCAAGAAUACACGCCGAUGUAGUAUGUGCUGGUCCUGCUGCCGUCAGGGGAGAGCACCUGGAAUCCCUGAGGGCAACAGAUAUGAAGUGCAGAAGUCACGCCUUGGGUGAGGAGCUGCUGCCUAGCCUGGCCACGGUCACCAGGGAGCCAGAGAAGGAUGCUGUAAGAUGCCCACAAGGAUGUACUUGUUCACCAGAUUCCCAGCAUGCAAACUGUGUCAGGAGAAACCUCCAGAGUAUUCCCAAAGGCUUUCCAAGCAACACCCAACUUCUGGACUUGCGCCAUAAUGAGUUCCACUCAGUACCGCAAGACUCCUUCCCUGGCUUGAGAAACCUGACAUCACUCCAUCUGCAGAACUGCAAGAUUGCAAGGCUGCAGGCUGGUGCUUUCCAGGACUUGAAAAACCUCGUCUACCUUUACCUGUCUAACAACAACAUAGAUUCUGUAGAUGCUGAUGUUUUCAAAGGGCCUGCCCAGCUUGCAUAUUUGUACCUGGACCACAAUGGAUUCAACCAAAUAUCCAAAAGCUCCUUCACCCUCUUGCCGAACCUCUUUGCCCUCCACUUGCAACACAACUCCAUCGGUCAGCUGUCCGAUAAUGACCUGGCUGGGCUGGAGAAGCUACGCUGGUUAUACCUAACAGGGAACCGCAUCACUCACUUGUCUCCCAAGGCUAUGGGACAUGCCAAGCUGCUGGAGAAGCUGCAUCUGGACGAGAAUCAUUUGCAGGAAGUGCCCACCAAGUCUCUAAGAGGGCUGCCCACCCUUAGUGAACUGAAGUUGUCCAAGAAUCCCAUAAAGUACAUUGGGGAUGGUGCCUUCCUGCCAGUGGCAAGAUCUCUGCAGCACCUGUAUUUGGAUAAUAUGGGGCUAGAACAGAUUUCCUCUGGUGCCUUCACUGGCUUGGGCCCACAGAUAAGAAGUCUGUAUCUUGAGAAAAACAAAGUGAGCAGUUUGCCGAACUUACACAGCUUUACAGCUCUGGAGGUCAUCAGUCUGAGUGAUGUUCCUUUCUCUUGUGACUGCCAACUUCUCCCACUACGCAAGUGGCUUGACAAGCUGAAUCUUAGAGUAGGAGCCACCUGUGGCUCCCCAGCAGAGGUACGUGGCCAGAAGGUGAAGCUCGUAACUAUCUUCCAAAGCUGCCCAGGCUGGAAUACCAAGAAGACAAAACGAACCAGUUCAACUAAAGCCAAAGCCAAGGCUGGAAGGAGUUCCAGUAAGAAGAGGCAGCAGCAGGCUGGAAAUAUAAGAGUCAAGAAAAGCAAGAAAAAUAGAAGCAGGAAAAGCAAGUUGCUGAAAAUGCGCUUCUCCACUAACAGGGGGAGAAAGGCUUGAGAGGGGGCACAUUUUUAUAGCCUGUAAAUUCCUCCAUACUACA
Molecule: messenger RNA, 2329 nt
Organism: Zootoca vivipara (common lizard)
Lineage: Eukaryota; Metazoa; Chordata; Lepidosauria; Squamata; Lacertidae
Gene: CHADL
Product: chondroadherin like
Cellular component (GO): plasma membrane
Molecular function (GO): protein binding
Source: RefSeq, a predicted model, not a curated record